CGCCCAUAGAAACCACGGUCUCACUAUCACUCGUUUCGUCUCAUCCCAAAUCUUUACUACAAAAACAAAACCAACCAUUCCGCAUUUUCCUUUUGCAUUGUUUUUUUCCUCUGCACAAAAAAUGGCUUCUUCAGUACUCUCUGUAGCAGCUUCACGCUCUGCUUCACUUCCAUUGCAUGAAACCACCAUCAAGGGAAAGGCCAAAAUUCGAAGCAACGGUUUGAGAUUUAGCCAGUCUUCUGGCCGGAUCUCUAUGGUUGCUGCGGUUAAUGUUUCUCGGUUUGAGGGUAUACCGAUGGCUCCUCCUGAUCCGAUUCUUGGUGUUUCCGAAGCAUUUAGAGCGGAUACGAGCGAUGUUAAGCUCAAUCUUGGAGUUGGGGCGUAUAGAACGGAAGAAUUACAGCCGUAUGUGCUUAAUGUUGUGAAAAAGGCAGAGAAUCUUAUGCUGGAGAGAGGGGACAACAAAGAGUAUCUCCCUAUUGAAGGUUUGGCCGCAUUUAACAAGGCAACUGCAGAAUUGUUACUCGGAGCAGACAACCCAGCAAUCAAACAGCAAAGACAUAGAAAGAAAUCGUUUUUUUGUUCUUUUCUUUUAAUAUAUUUGCUUGCUUUUAUAGAACGAUAUUUCCCUGAGGCCAAAGUUUUGAUAUCAAAUCCUACGUGGGGUAAUCACAAGAAUAUUUUCAACGAUGCCAGAGUACCAUGGUCUGAGUACCGAUACUAUGAUCCCAAGACAGUUGGAUUGGAUUUUGAGGGCAUGAUAGAAGAUAUCAAGUCAGCUCCCGAAGGAACUUUUGUGUUACUUCAUGGAUGUGCUCAUAACCCUACUGGUAUUGAUCCAACACCAGAACAGUGGGAAAAAAUAGCUGAUGUAAUUCAACAGAAGAACCACUUUCCAUUUUUCGAUGUUGCUUACCAGGGGUUUGCUAGUGGAAGCCUAGAUGAAGAUGCAGCAUCUGUGAGAUUGUUUGUGUCACGUGGCAUGGAGGUUUUUGUAGCUCAGUCAUACAGUAAAAAUCUCGGUCUGUAUGCUGAAAGGGUUGGAGCUAUCAAUGUCAUUUCCUCAUCACCAGAAUCUGCAGUAAGGGUGAAGAGCCAAUUGAAAAGGCUCGCUCGACCAAUGUACUCCAAUCCACCUGUUCACGGGGCUAGAAUUGUUGCUAAUAUUGUUGGGGAUCCAACUCUCUUCGGUGAAUGGAAGGCAGAGAUGGAAAUGAUGGCUGGAAGGAUAAAAACUGUUAGACAGGCGCUAUAUGAUAGUAUUUCUUCAAAAGACAAGAGUGGAAAGGAUUGGUCGUUCAUACUAAAGCAGAUAGGCAUGUUCUCAUUCACAGGCUUGAACAAGAACCAGAGUGACAAUAUGACAAAUAAGUGGCAUAUAUACAUGACAAAGGAUGGAAGGAUUUCCCUGGCAGGGUUGUCGCUGGCCAAAAGUGAAUACCUUGCAGAAGCUAUUAUCGAUUCUUAUCAUAAUGUCAGCUGAAACUCGGUGAGACGUGCUUUUGAAGCAAGCAUAUAUUUUUGGUGAGUAUUAUACCAAAUCAUAGUGAUCGGCACACAUGACAAUAAUUCUACUAUGUAUGCAUUGAUUUAUUUUUCAUACAUAUGUACCUGAUAGCCCCUUUGGGAGUUCUGUUGUAACCUUAAAUAAGUUGAAUUAAAGUGUCGAUGUAUACAUUUAUAGCAUGUUUUUUAUUGUUGUAACUCUACUGCAGUCAAUCAUUUGACAUUAUUUGUUCUUCUAAAUUUCCAACACAAACGCCGAUAGAUGACAUGGGUUGAGGGUCGAAACACUUGAGUCUUUCUAUAAACAUAAAUUAUUCACUCGCAUUAAAUAUCAUGCAUUCACGUAAAUAUGAUGUAUCAUACUUAAAUUGUGAGAUGAAUGUGUGAUUUCCUCAACUGCAUUUUUUGUUACGAGUCAUGCGCAAGUUUCUUAACAGAAUUGAUGGUCGGUUUAAUGAUAUUAGAUUGGGACAAGUUAAUUCCCUUUUAGCGCAACCCCUUGGAAAGAAAACACAGAACAAGUGACCUUAGAAGAAUAACUAACAGUUUCUCUGAAUUAUUUGUAACCCAGUUU
Vicia villosa (hairy vetch) is the source of this 2080-nucleotide messenger RNA. Its product is annotated as aspartate aminotransferase P2, mitochondrial-like. The record is from RefSeq and is a predicted model, not a curated record. Bases 122 to 1483 code for a protein of 453 amino acids. The transcript has 11 exons. Gene Ontology annotation, molecular function: pyridoxal phosphate binding; transaminase activity. NCBI's taxonomy places the organism in Eukaryota, Viridiplantae, Streptophyta, Magnoliopsida, Fabales, Fabaceae. Gene Ontology annotation, biological process: biosynthetic process; amino acid metabolic process.